AUGGAGGAAAUCGACGACUACCGAAUCCUGCGCGUUACGUGGUUGUCUCAUCCCGAAACCUCAACCCGUGGUGACCGCUUCCGCAGAGCCCAAAUAGAUGUGGACCGAUUUCACCUUAAAAAGUGUUGCGAUGCACUCGGAGAACCAUUGGCUCAACUCUUCAACACUUCGCUUGCUACUGGAGUUUUCCCGUGUUGCUGGAAGAAGUCCUUUGUUUUCCCAGUCCACAAGAAGGGCCCAAAACGUGAUGUCCGGAACUAUCGCAGAAUUGCUGCCCUCUGCGCAGUCAGCAAGCUGUUCGAAGUAAUCGUGCUGGAUUUCAUUAAGUUCAACUGCUGUGACUAUGUCGCCCUGGAACAGCACGGCUUCAUGGCGAAACGUUCCACCAACUCCAACUUGGUCUCCUACUCGUCCUUCAUUCUUCGAACCAUGCAGCAACGGAAGCAGAUCGAUGCCAUCUAUACGGACCUUUCAGCGGCUUCCGACAAGCUGAACCACCGCAUUGCCGUUGCGAAACUGGAACGCCUAGGCUUUGGAGGGCCCAUGCUCGAUUGGCUACGCUCCUAUCACACUGGUCGUGAAAUGAGCGUAUAACAAAUAAUUGUUCUUUCUUGAUUUAAUUGCCCAAACACGGUGAAAUUAGUUUUUCAUCACUUUUAUUUCUCCCCCGUUUACACAAAACGUCCUUUUCUCAAGGCCUACUUCCCCUUCUUCACCUCACCCUCUUCUUCAUCUUACUUCUUCCGCGCCGCCGCUCAACCUCGUGGCUG
Culex quinquefasciatus (southern house mosquito) is the source of this 770-nucleotide messenger RNA. RefSeq lists its product as uncharacterized. Bases 1 to 594 code for a protein of 197 amino acids. Lineage: Eukaryota; Metazoa; Arthropoda; Insecta; Diptera; Culicidae. The record is from RefSeq and is a predicted model, not a curated record. The transcript has 2 exons.